Diceros bicornis minor is the source of this 327-nucleotide messenger RNA. RefSeq names its product histone H2B type 2-E-like. Gene Ontology annotation, molecular function: structural constituent of chromatin; DNA binding; protein heterodimerization activity. Gene Ontology annotation, biological process: nucleosome assembly. The record is from RefSeq and is a predicted model, not a curated record. Lineage: Eukaryota; Metazoa; Chordata; Mammalia; Perissodactyla; Rhinocerotidae. Bases 1 to 327 code for a protein of 108 amino acids. The transcript is spliced from 2 exons. Gene Ontology annotation, cellular component: nucleosome.
AUGGACGUUGCAAGGAAGAAGAAGCCAAGGCGCUGCUGCCGCCGCUGCCUCGACGGUUUCACCACCAAUUUCCCCAGGGUUCUGAAGCAGGUUCACGAGGGCCUGAGCCGUUCUCAGGAGGCCCUGAGCAUCAUGGAUUCGUUCGUAAAGGACAUCUUUGAGUGCAUCGCUGAUGAGGCUGCACUCCUGGCUCUCUUCACCAAGCGCUCCACCAUCUCCUGCAGAGAGAUCCAGACCGCUGUGCGCCUGCUGCUGCCAUGGGAGACUGGCAAGCACGCCGUGUCCGAGGGCACCAAGGCCCUCGUCAAAUACCUCAGCCACAGAUGA